UAUGGAUUUUCAUUAGAGGUUAAAAUUUUUUGGAAAGCAUAAUGAUUGAGUGAACGAACAAAACAUCAAGAAGAAUGUCAAGUGGGAAAAUUUUACUUUCUAAGGUUUUGCCAUCACCAUGUUUAAGUUAGAAUCGUAUUUAACGCCAAUACUCUUAAGUUAUGUUGAUAAAUAUAUAAAAAAUUUUCGCCCAGAAGAUGCACAGGUGUCUUUGUGGGGUGGUGAUGCAUCAUUUCAUAACUUAGACUUGCGAUUAGAAGUCUUGGAACAAGAACUGCAUUUACCUUUAAGUUUUAUUUCCGGGCAUAUUCAUGAUUUGAUUAUUCAUGUACCAUGGACAAAACUUGCUUCGGAACCAAUUACUAUUACAAUAAACACGAUAGAAUGUAUUUUAAAACUAAAAGAUGAAAAUGCAGAAGCAGAAUCAAACAGUUCAUCAGGACAAAAACGAGAUGAAAGGCGUAAAAAAUUAAAACCAGAAGAGGAUGUUGUCACUACUCCACCUGGGUAUAUGCAAAAUUUAGUAACGAAAAUUGUUAAUAAUAUCUGUAUCAAUUGUAACAAUUUAAUAUUAAAAUAUGUUGAAGAAGAUAUUGUGGUUUCUGUUAAUAUUCGUAUGUUGAAACUAUCAUCAGCUAAUCAAAAUUGGCUACCAACAUUUACAGAUAUAUCAACAGGAUUUACAUUUCUAAGAAAAUUAAUGACCAUUACUGAUUUAACAAUCUGUUUGGAUAAGCGAAAUGCUGCUGGAAAAAUUGAUGUGUAUCAAGAACCAAUGCUAUAUCGAUGUUCACUGGAAUUAAGAAUAUUACAAUGUUAUCAUCCAUUGUAUACAAAAAAAUAUUCUGUUUUACGAGUUGAUUUACAUUGUGCAAGCUUGGAAUUUAGUAUGACCGAACAACAAAUUCCAAUGUUAAUUCGAUUAAUUUUACUGAGUCAAAUAUUAAUGCAAAGAUAUUCAAAGAGGCCCGAAGAUGAUGAUACACUAUCUCAAACAGAUGAAAUUGAUAGCGAAAAUGAAUCACAAAUGGGUGAUGAAACAUGGACUGGUUGGGCAUGGAGCUUUAUACCAUCUAUAUUUCCAACGGGUGACGAUGAAUGGCAUCAUGAGACUAUGCCUCAACAAACUGGUCAUACAAUUCAUUUUGGAUUUUAUGUGGAUAGUUUAUCAUUUAUAUUUAAGAUAUCCGAAUGUACGAAUGAAGGAAAUUUUUAUAUACCCAAAAAAAUAAAAUAUUGGCCAUUAAUUAGAGCAAAUGUAAAAGGAAUUUGUUAUAAUAUAAUCCGACAUGGACCAGUUUGGACUAAUAUUCAAGCAGGGGUGUCACAAAUAAUUGUGAUACCUCAAGGAAAUUGCUGCUGUGGCAUUACAGAAGUAAUCGAAGGAUCUGAACCAGUACAAUAUUUACAUAUUGGAACAAAUAGUUCAAAAUAUAUGGACGAUUCGUUGUUUGAUAGUACAUCAAUUGAAAAUAAUUCUGGAAAACGAUUAUAUAACAUUAAUUGGAAUCAACAUUUACAGACUUAUACUGAAACAACAUUACUUGAAAAUACCCCAGCUAUUGCUAUGGAUUUAGUACAACAUUUAGAAUUGUCGGAUGAUGUUACAACUGAAAAGAUUUUGGAAUAUAAUGGGGAUUUAGAAUAUAGUAACAUCAAGCAAAGAGCAAUAUCUCGUUAUGUAUUGGGUACUUUAAAUUUAAAAGUGUGCUCUGGCUUAAUACAUCGUAUUACAGCCGUUUAUAAGGCUGCGAUGGCUUAUGAUUAUUCACCGUAUGGUGCAGCAAUAGAAGAAGUUCAUCCAACAGAGCUUAAGCCACCAACUGAAGAUGAUUUUGAAACAUUGAAUGAUUUUAUUCCACGACAAAUUAUUCAAUUCACUUCAUUUAAUGCUAAAAUUGAAUUGUUUUUAACUGACCAUGUUUAUUUUGAACCAGUUAAAGGAAAUUUACGUCGUCGACGAAAAGGAUCAACGUCGUAUUUAAUGAAACCAAAUAAUAUAUUUAAUUUACCACGUCUCACAAUUGAAGCGCAAUGCAUCGAUGCAAAGUUAGUACGUCCAAUAUAUCCAAAUCGAUUAGUUUAUACAACGUGUCAAUUACCAACAGCUCCAGAAGAAAUGUUUGAAGCUUGUCAUCAACAUACAAAUUUAAAAAUAUUGGGCUUAGCUAGUAAUGUGAUUAUUGAUGACAAAUCUUGUACAUUAUUAUUACCAUGUUCAUUGACAGCAUCUUAUAAAGAAAUAAUACUUCCUAGAUAUUGGCCGAGUAAUCAUUUACCACAUUUAGAAAUUAAUUUUAAAGUAGAAAAAUUUGCAUUCACAGUUACAAAGGCAACCUUACUGGUUACAAUGUAUAUUAUUGAAUCGUUAAAUCAAUUAGAUGAUAAAUUAAAAACUGAAAUAAUGAAUACAACAUUACUAAAUGAUAUACCUCAAACUGCGACGGGAGUAUUAGAAAUACAUUUAGAAGAUAUUAAAUAUCGAUAUGUUGGAACGCCAACAACCACCACAAAUCAAAUAAUCAUUGGAUUUGUAAAAGGUUUUGUAUUAGAACAAACAAUAAAAUCAUCGUUAUUUACACCUAAAGGACAGUAUUUUCAAUCAAAAUUGAAAAAGCCAGGUUGCAAAGCUGCUAAAGAAGCACAACAAGUUAUUGUUUUAUCUGGACCAGAAAUAUCGGACUCUGAUAUAGAUUGUAUAGACAUUCCAUUUUUUUCAAUAAUUGCUCAGUUUUCAAAAUCAAAAGCAAAACAAGUUCAUCCUCCAUUAAUGACAUUCCACGUAGCUGAGUUAAGAUUAAAUUUUGAUCCACUUCUAUGUCGAUGGUUACAAUAUGAACCAAAGCAACUAACAGGAAAGGAUUUGUGUUCUUGUACAGGCAAUGAAAACAAUACCAUUCGUAAAAGUAAUUAUUCGGAAUCAACGAGCACUGCAAUUGAUACGCCUCGGCGAACAUUAACAACCCAUGAGUCAGUGCAUAGUUCCGAUCGGGAUCGUGAAUUAUUAUUCCCGAUAGUUAUGCCAUUCCAUGCAACAUCAAAGCAAUCAGAUGAAAAUAAGACUUCAAAAGCCUUUUUAGAACAGGCUGUUCAUUUUUACAAUAUAUGGAACAAUAUUAUUUUAUAUGGAACAAUAUCAGCAUGUAUAAUAUACUUUCCCACAAAAACUCUAAUGGCCUAUGAUGUGACAACUAUACAAGAAGCCUUAGAUGCAACGCUUAAUGUUAAUAAGGAUUUAGAAGUAAUACUUAUUAAAAUGCCUUCAUUGACUGUACAAAAUAGUCCACAUUUACAAAAUUUGAAUAGAUAUACAACACGCUUUCCAAUUCAUGUGCCAGAAAAUAUUUGGCAACCUCGAAAAACAUUUUUCCCAUGGACCGUUAACGUUGAGAAUUUAUGUUGUGCAACAUUACAAAAUGGUGAACAAUUGAGUUUAAUAAAGUCAAUUACAUGGAAUAUUGCUGUAGAUGUAUCCGUUAAAUAUGCAGUUUCAAAUGUAACAAAAGAAUGUGAUUGCUGUGGUCAUAAAACUUCUGAUCACUGUUCAAGUGUUGAUAUUAUAACCGCCCAUGAAGCAAAACAUACUACAAAUGCUUUAUUUUGUUCUGAAUGUUCCGAACCUUUGAAUACAUUAACAAAUAUGGAUUUAAGGGUAUAUGUUGAUACGCCACCUGUACAAAUUAAUAUAUCCGAUCAACAGUUACAUUUAGCUUCAAAAAUGACAUUGUUGUUCAAUAAAUUAUUUCCUUAUUACAACGAAAAAUCAAACUAUAUAAAUCUUCCAAAAAAUAUAUGUGUUCAUCAUAAAGUACCUGGUUCAACACCUUCAGUCUCAUUAUAUCGUGAAAGUACACCAUGUUCAGAAUCCAUUAGUGAAUCUCCAGCGGAAAUUGAUACAACAUUAGAAACAGAUGAUGAUCCAAUAAAAUUAUCAGCAUUAUUUCAAUGGACAUUGUCAAGACUACAAAUCAAUGUAUUUUCACAAGAUUUAACACGCAUGAAAGAUUGUACAUCAUUUACCGAUCCGCCCGAUGUUAAAAUGGUAGUAAACGUUGAAGAUAUGUUCACAUCUAUAAAUUUACAAAAAAUCUACAUGAAGACAGAAACGAAAAUAUCAUCAAUGAAUAUUUAUCAAUAUAAACACAAUGACAAAAAAUGGGAAUUGGGACCGUUUUUAGGCUUGGUAAUGCGGAGUCAAGAUGAAGAUAGUGGAACUGGACCAGUGCCCGAAAAUCAAGGAAGUUUCUUAAAAAUUACUAUGACACGUGCAAGAUGUGAUCAUGUACAUAGUAAAUGGGGAGCUACGUCGAGGGCGAAGUUAACCGAUUCAAAAGGUGAAAAUAAAAAUGGGAAAAGUUCGAUGAAAACUACAUACAUAACAGAAAUAGAUAUUACAGUACAACCUAUUGACAUUUUAAUUUCAAUCUCAACAUUAAAAAAUUUCAUACAAAAUUUUUAUGAUUGUUUUCAAUUGGACGAUGAUUUUGAUACAGAAGUUAAUGAUCCUCGUCCUGCCACUAAUAUAAGCACUUUAGAUGAACAAUUAUAUUCAAUCAAUAAUCAUCAGUUACCAUUGUUGUACAUCGAUUGUCGUUCAUUGCGAAUUAUUAUGCCAGCUAGUCAACUUAUUAAGAAAAGUCAUGCUCAAGAUGUUUGUAUCUUUCAGAUUGCUAAUAUAAAUCUACGACCAAACGCCAAAAAUCCAAUUUGCCGAACACCAUUGAGACCUGAUAUGUAUCAGCAAGCAGCAAGAGCACAUACCUUAAAUAUACCAGGCGCUGAUAUAGAAGAUAGGCAAUAUGAAUUGAAUAUAUCAGAAUUUUCUAUAGCUAGUGGAAAUUGGGUUCAAUUAGAUCCUGUAUUAGCUAGAGAAUCAACUAUUUCGAUACCAUCUUUACGAACAAUGAAUGAAAAUCCUGCCUUGGAAUGGAAUAAUUUAGAAAAUAAACGGUUUAAUAUAAGACCACGAUUUAAUCUAAUGUACAUGAUAUCUGGAUUAAAUUUAUCCAUUAUAUUUGCACCAGCCAUUGUUUCAUCAAACGGUAUUUUAAUUUGUGGACAUUCAUUAGAAAUAAAUGCUGUAUCAGAUUUGGAACUAAAACUAAGUACAAGUCAAAUACUUUUAGCUACUGAACUAGCAUCAGAAAGUGUAAAUAUGUUUGAACCAGUUUUAUCACCAAAAUUUAUUCGUCGACACCCUAAAUUUCGAUAUUCAUAUCGACGUAAAAAUUCAAUGGAAAAUCAUCAUGUACGAAUGGAAGAAACAACAGAUACAGAUGGAGAAGGUGUAAAAGAUUCUGGGGUUGAAGUAACGGACGAAAGUCAUCAUUAUCAAUCUUCACUUCAUACUGAUUAUGACCGAAUACGAAAAGAAGAAAAUCCCUUCUUUUUUCAACCAGAAUCACUCGAAACAAAGCAAUUACUACAUGUUCCAGUUGAUGUUUUGAUUACUGGAGGAAAUAUGUCAUUGAUAAUUUAUCAGUUUGAGUCUAAUGCCAAAUCAAGCUACUACUUCAGAUGUGAUUCAUUAAUCAGACAAGAUGAUUUAGGCUAUGAAGCAUCCGAAGAAGGUUCACAAGAAGAGCUACAAGUACGCGAUAGAAGAACACAGCCAUUAUUUUAUUUUUUAUUAGGCCAACCAAAUAUAUAUUUUUCACGGUUAAUAUUCGAACGUAAAAUACAUUUUUCAAUAUACGACAUAAAAGCAAUGAUAAGUACAAAUGAAAAUAAUUUCGUGAACGGUAUUCCAACAAAACAACACUUUGGUACAAAUUUAUUAGAAACAAAACCAGGCCAACCAAAUCCAUCCACUGGUAUUUUACCAGCAUUCAUUACCAUAAAAUGGAGUCGGCGUGCUGGUAAUAUUACAGAUGCAACUGUAGAAAUAUCACGUCCAACGAAAUUACAUUUUUCAUUAAAAACAUGGGAAUUUUUAAUAUUGUUAGGUAACACUCUAUUGAAAACAUUUAAUGAAGGAACAACCCAUUUUAAUGGAGAUCGACAUGAAGAAAACAUUUCAUUAGUUAAAAUGGAUGCAGAAUUACGAACUCCUAAAGUUGAUUAUACAACGACAUAUUGUGGAAUUAGUGAGUUUGUGAAAUAUAAACAAUAUCAUAAACAAUUACUAUAUUUGACAGCGUUCCAUUUUCAAUCUGCACAAAUUGUAUUUUGUUUACAAACGAAAACAAAUAUGGAAGUAAUUUUAGGUUGUGAAAAAAUUAGUAGUCAUUUAGCAAUUAAAAAUCGUCCGGAACGUAUUACAAAUACAUUUUUAUUAGAAUGUCUAACGUUAAGUGUCAUUCAGGCAGAAAGUUCACGGUUAUUGUUAAAUCCAUGGAGUGUUAAUUUGGAAUUAAAUUUGUUUUGGGAAUCAUGGCAAGAAUUGGAUAGUGAUCCACAAAUUGCUAUUUCUGUUGAUACCGAUUGUUUACGACUCGAUAUUGGCUCAGAAAAUUUACACUGCCUGGAAAUUGUAGCCACUGAAUGUCAAGAAUUUCUAAAUCAAUUUAAUGAUUCUAUGGAUAAAAUUUCAACAGAUGGUUCUAUAACACCUCCUUUAAAAUCAUUAUCAUCAAAUACUGGCAAAGAUCAACAUUAUAAAGAUGAUUUACGCGCUGGAGCUUUUCAAUUUGUUGAUGCUAAUGCCGUCGGUGGUGCAUAUGAUGAGCUACCACUUCCAUACCAAGUAUUAUUUUCAAAACAUCCACAAACAGCAAUGUCAUGGCGCUAUCCACAGCCACGAUCUUUAACUAAAGUUCGUGUAUUUCCUGUUCCAUUUAAGGAAACAAAGAGCAGUUACAACCAAAAUAAUCAGCAGGUUUUAUGCUGCAUAGAAUAUUGGUCAGAAGCUCAAAAUGCAUAUAAACCAUUUGCUCAAUUUCAACUAUCCGAAUCAGAAUUAUAUCAACUGGAAGUACCUCGAAAAAUACCACAGCCAGCAGUUAGUUGUAUUUGGCGUGUUGUUCUUUUAACAGCUAAUGGAAAUGAUACAUACAACGAUAAACAGAAUUUAUUAUCACCACGUGCUCUAGCCGCAUGUAUCCGAAUCGAUUCAUAUUUCAAUCCUGUUUUAAUACCUACCGUUCAAGUAUCAGUAAACAUGUCAACAUUACAAUUACAUCUUUAUAAUUAUUUAAAUAAGAAAAUAACGUUUAAAAUGCCACCAUGUAUGAGUGAAUACACACCCGAUCAAGUGAUACCCGAAAACCAAUGUUUUUUAGUUUUCAAUUUUGAAAAAGCACAUGCGUACACUGCAUUAUGGGCAUCAAAUGAUAUAUAUUUAGGAAUUGAUGGAAUUUUACAAUGUUUUGUAUUAGAUUAUGCAUUUUUGAGUCGACAGCAUUUUAUUGAACAAUCAUCGAUACAAUUUAGUUUAGGCUUAUCGGAUAAUGCAGAUUUGUGUAUAAAUACAAAACCAAUAAAAAUUAAUUUUGGUCCAUCAAUUGGACAUACUUUGGCAAUAUCAAUGGAAUUAUGGGGUCAAACUUGGACGAAUCGUAAUCAAUUGGAUUGUAAGAAUAUAGAAAUGGUGGUAUUGACACGAUACGUCAUUUGUAAUGAUACCGUGAUGAAUAUUAAAUUUGGUCAAGCUGCUACGGAUGAAGAUAUUUACUUAGCUAGUCGACAUUGUCAUUUGUAUUGUUGGCGAUCACAAAAAUGUAAACAAUUGUUACGUGUUGCAAUCGAUGACAAUGGAUGGAUAUGGUCAGUUCCAUUUGAAAUUGGUACAGAUGGAACUCGUGUAUGUAUUGUUGAAGGAAAAACAAAUGUUGUGCUGUUUUUGACUGUUAAAUCGUUAUCAACAACCCAGAAACAAAUUAUUUUUUCAAGUGAUUUAAUUGUUGUGAAUAAUUUGUGUGAACAAUUAGAAUUAAAAGUGUUACCACGUGGUGAAAAUAAAGAUGUCGCAUUUAAAAUGGCUGAAACACAUUUAUUAGUGGGUAAAUCUAGGUACCCUUCAUUACGAUUAGGAGCAGAUAAAAGUGUUAAGUUACGUGUGAGAUAUUAUGGAUUAGAGUCAGCAUGGUCAGGUGAUAUUCCGGUUAUGGAAAAUACAAGUUGUGAUCAACCAUGGCUAGUAAAAGUACCCUUACAUGAACGUGGGCAUUUUUUGAGUGUAUGGUGUCAAAUAAUUGUACAACACUUUAAUGAACACAAAAGAUUCUUAGCUGUCUUUUGGCCUCUAUUUAUGAUUCGAUCGAAUUUACCUGUGGAUGCUAAAGUGAAUAUUGAAACACCAACCCUCCAAGUUGCAUUAGAGACAACAAUUGCCGGUCGAGGAAAACUACAACAAUUAUAUUGUCCUGGAACUACUGAUCAUUCACAUCAAUUAACAUUCAAAUUAGAAUCUAGUCCACCUUCAAAUCCUUAUGUACCAUUAAAUUAUAGUUUGGUUAAUCAAAAGGAAUUUUUUAAAAAACCUGAAAAAAUUGAUAUUGAUGAAAUUUUAACCGAAAUACAAAGUUAUGAAGUAACGAAUUGGCCAUUUUGUGAAGAAUCGUGGUAUUCAGAUUGGGAUACAGAUGAUCAACCUCUAACACAUGUUCAAGUUCGAUAUGAUAAAAUAUGCCCGUAUUCAAGUUCAUUACUUAUAGAAUUGUUACCCUGGUGUUUAAUGAUAAAUAUUACAGGAAAUACAAUAGCACUUAUAGUUAAUGCUCAAGAAAUAUGUCGAAUUGGACAUUAUGGAAUUGCAACACCUCCUAAAUUUCAAGAUACUUUUUGUUUUGGGUUUGGAAUUCAUGGCACAUGGUAUAUUUCACAUCCUAUUGAAUUAUCUGCAGUACCAAUAUCAGGAAACCACUCAACAAUAAUGUAUUGUGAUUUAAUGAUUUGCCGCUUAUUAAUAACAAGCUAUGAACGAAACGAAAUGCGUAUAAUGACAAUUGGAUCCAGUCAUAUACUAACGAAUACAACAGAUUUUGAUGUAUAUGUUAGUUGUGUAGCAAUUCCUAAAUCUUGUGAUAGCAAAGAUAUUCCAAAUAAUUUAGCUAUGCAUAGUUUUCGUGUACCUGCUAAAAUUGCCAAAAAUAUGAAUGCAAUUCCACUUACACAGUGGAUUCAAUAUGGUAGCUGUGAAGGAUUACAAAUCGAUGAAAUUUUAUUUUAUUUAUUUUUUUCUAUUGAUAAUGUUGAAUUUUCAAGACCAAUUCGAGUUGAUCGUUUAUCAAGACAAACUUUCAGUACUGUUACAGGACUUCUCAGUUUAGCUUUUGUUGUAACUGUAAAUGAAAAUCAUGGAUGUUUGAAUGUCACAAUUCAUCGUGACACAUACCCUCAAUUAUUGAUUGAAAAUAAUACAAAAUGUGAAAUAGUCGUUGGCGAACAUAAACGAGAGAAAGAGGAUUGUGCAGAAAACGAAAUUGGUUCAUUUAAUUGGCUUUGUACUGUUAAACCCGAUAGUAUUCGACAUUAUACCAUGCCAAGUGUUACAAAAUUCUUUCCAGAUAUAAGUCGAAGUUUCAUCAUGCCCAAAUUAACAGUUGCUGCGAAUAUUAAAGACGGAGAAAAGUAUGAAUGGUGUCAGGGAAUCGAUUUAACAACAUCAAAUGAAACUUAUAUACGAACGCAUAAUAUUGGUGAUAUCAAAAUUACCGUUUCGUUAAAAUGUCAUACAACACAAGUUUCAAUUGAUUCAGUCAGUCAGGCGGAAUUUAGUGCUGGUGAUGUUAGAAAUCGACUUCAAAUGGUGUUGAAGGAGAAUUUAGAUCCAGCAGUAGUAAAAGAAAUACGCGGUAUAGCAGGCCAUGUAUGUGAUGUAGAUUUAAUUGAAGUGGAAAGUACAGUCGCAUCAACAUUCGAUAGCGAAGAUUUACAAAUUGAAGAAACAAAAAAUAAUCCAAUUAAAAAACGUUUAUCUAGUAUUCAAGAAACCAAAAAAUAUAAAGAUGAAAUAAAUAGUGAAGAUUUAAAUACAUUGAGUGAAAGUAGUCUCAUAAAAGAAAAUAAUAAUUCGCUCAUAACGAAAAUUCGAUCAAUCUUUGAAAUGAAAGUGAAUACAAGUGUAAAUAUCCAAGGAAUUGUAUUAACUUUAACAAAAGAUUUGUUAAGUGAUUCAUACAAAACAGCUGAUAUUGCCGCUUUUUAUUUGGAUCAAUUAGUACUUCGAAUUCUGGAUACGGAGGAUGAAAAAAAUGUUUCUUUAAAUAUAUCAGACGUACAAUUUGACAAUCAAUUAUACAGCCAAGGAACUUAUGAUUUUCCAGUAGUUUUUCGAUUUGAUGAAACAUCAGACGAUAUUAAAGAUGAACAUGCUUUUGAAUCAAUAUCAACAAAUAUCACUACAAAAAAAUUUGUAGAAUUUAAUAUGAUUAUUAAGAAAUGGACAGCAAUCAAUCAUUUACGAAUUAACGAAGAAUUUUCAGGUAUCCACACAGUUUAUUUGAAAUUAAAACCAUUCAAAGCAUUUGUUGAAGGUGAAUACAUCACAGAAUUAACAGAAUAUAUAAAAUCUAUGAUGCCUGUAAAUCUUGUAAUUUUACCUCAAACAAUUAAAGAGGAAUGGAAAUUAUUAAAAAACAACUAUAUUCUUGUUAAUGAAAAUUUACUAUUAGAAUCUGAAAUACUAGCGAAACCAAUUAAAAUAAACUCAUUAAUAAUUGAACCAGUGAUGGGUACGCUUUCAAUACGUUCUCAUAUUAAAAUUUAUAUUGCCUUGGAUGAUUCGCCUGUAUCAUUUCAAAUAUUCCAACGGAAAAAUAUUAUUACAACACCGUACAGAUUGGGUCAUGCUUUGACUGUACAUUUUCUGUCAGGAGCUAUUGUUGGAGCUGGUUGGAUGGUUGGAGCAUUGGAAAUUCUUGGUAAUCCAGGUGGAUUAGCUAGAAGUGUGGGUGUCGGUUUAAAAGAUUUUAUAAGUAAACCGUAUGAAGGUAUUAUGAAUGGUCCUUGGGGAUUAGUCGUUGGCGUAAGUCAAGGAUCUGCUUCACUUGUUCGAAAUAUUACCGCAGGAACGUUAAAUUCGGUCAGCAAAUUUGCGGGAAGUUUAGCGCGUAAUUUGGAUAUAAUGUCAUUAGACGGUGAUCAUUUACAACGUGCUGAAGAAGCUAGACGGCAGCGUCCCUCAGGAAUGGUUUCACAAAUAGCUCAUGGAUUUACCAAUUUUGGCAUAAGCAUUCUAGGUGCUGUUGGAGGUUUGGCACAACAGCCUCUUCAGAGUAUGGUAUCUGAAGGAGCAUCUCCAAAAGCAUUAGUGGCUGGAUUUGGUAAAGGUAUAAUGGGAAUCAUAACCAAACCAAUUGGAGGUGCAGCUGAAUUAGUAUCAGUAACUGGUAAUGCAAUAUUACAAGAGACUGGUUGGAAAGCACUUCCAAAUCCACGAUGCACACCAGUUUUUCAUCACAUUUUUAACACCGAUAAUGCUAGUGUAAAAUAUUGUUGGAAAUUGUUACCGGAUUUAUUGGAUUCCGACAAAAUUAUUUUAUGUGACACAGAAGCAACAAUGAUUGGAACAAAAGGAGAAUAUCAUGCUGUAGCAUUAAUUUUAACAGUCAAUGAAUUAAUAUUAGUAAAUACUGAUGAAGAUACAACGCAGCAAAUUAUUUUAUUAAAAGAUUUGGAACCGUUAACGAAUACCAGUGAUCCAACGUUAUUAAGUUUUAAUUUUAUUGAAAAUUUACCAAAUGAAAAUAUUUUAGAGAUGGAUCCAGCCGCCAGAGCUCGAGUUGUCGAUUAUGUACGAAGUACUGUAUCCGGUUUAUCUGAUAUAGCAUCAAUUAGUUCGGCCGAAGGGUUAAUGGUAACAUCACCGGAAGUUGAUUUAUCACCACCAGCGUUAAUGUUCUACGUGAAUCCACAAUGGCGGAAUUAUUUUUUAAAUAUACUUUCAUUAGCAAAAAGACAUAGUCAGAAACGAGGAUUUUCAGUUUUGUGAUACAAUAUAAUAUUAAUAAUAUAUUUUAUA
Molecule: messenger RNA, 11902 nt
Organism: Chrysoperla carnea
Lineage: Eukaryota; Metazoa; Arthropoda; Insecta; Neuroptera; Chrysopidae
Gene: Vps13B
Product: vacuolar protein sorting-associated protein 13B
Exons: 47
Coding region: 119-11872 (3917 amino acids)
Source: RefSeq, a predicted model, not a curated record